This is a messenger RNA of Mycena citricolor, 2814 nucleotides long. NCBI's taxonomy places the organism in Eukaryota, Fungi, Basidiomycota, Agaricomycetes, Agaricales, Mycenaceae. The record is from the annotation of a GenBank genome assembly.
GAACUCAUCGCUGACCACGACGACAAGAUCUAGUGGUUGCGAUCCUCACGAGGUCCGUACUUGCUAUGCGACCUCUCAACUUCUCAGGCUCAUGCGCCAUUCGUCUCUCUCUUCUCUUUCUCUGUCACUAGAAUGGCUUGGAAUUCUGGUUACCCACCGCCGCCAAGGCGCUCUCGUUCGAGGUCUCCUGGACGUGCCCCGUAUCCCUCAUACGAGGACACCUAUAGAGACUCGCUUCGCGACUGGGACCCGUAUGGUCGUGACCGGAACGGAUAUGGCUCGUGGGAACGAGACCGCGCUCAAUAUGAAUACCGCAGAGGGCGUAGUCGGAGUCCAGGUCCAGAGAUGAGCCGCAAGCGCCCACGCUCUGGAUCCCCGUACGACCGUGACCGCUAUGAUCCUCGGCCACGAUAUGAUGACUACGAUGGACAUCGCCCGUCUGGCUACUCUCCGCCUCGUCGUGCUCCCCAUCGUCGAGUUCCUCCUGACCCUCAUACAUUUGACUAUCCUGCCUCUCUCAAACAAUUUGCCGACUGGUUCCGCUAUAACCACCCUCAAAUGGCUGCGGAGGAAGACAAUGCCGACAAGGCUGCUGAACAAGAGGCUGGUGACGGCUCGAAACCUCGAAACGGAAUCAAAACGCGAUGGGAGAACUACAAGAAGAGCUUUGCUGCAAACCAGCUUCAGAUCCUGUUUGACCAUCACCGAAAAUCUCCUUGGUUCAAUGAGAAAUAUGAUCCAACGGAGGAGUUCCAAACGCUCCGGAAGAGGGUCAGGAAAGAAGGAUGGAAGGACAGGACGAGCAACUUCUUGCUGGACUUGGAUGCUGGCAAAUUUGAUCCUGAAUUCACUGAGCCUGAGCCGGAGUUACCUGCCAAGGUGAACGGCGGGGAGAGCGCACCGGACGCUACCAAUGGUGAUUCAGGCAUCGGCGAUUCGACUGAAGAACCUCGGAAUGUGGGGGAGGAGGAUGACAUCCAGUUCAACAUGACCGUUGAAGAAGAACCCACCGAUGCUGACGCUACAAGAGGUGAUGUUAAUGGCAAGAGCUCCUACAAUGACCGCAGAGCGGAUCGUGGCGAUGAAGUCUCUGUGAUGCCUGAGGGAGUUCAAGUUAUGAUACGAACCAUUCCUCCUGAUAUUGGUCGUGUAAAAUUGGAAGAUGCUUGUUGCAAGGUCCCAGGAUUCGUUCAUCUUGCUCUCGGAGACCCUUUGCAAAAGCGCAAUUACUAUCGCGCUGGCUGGAUCCGGUUCAAAGACGAUGUUGAUAUCACUUCGGCGAUCAAUGAUCUGACCGAGAAGAAGAUCGAGGGCUUCAAGUUACACGUUUCUCACAUCCUCAAACCUUUUACCAACCGUGUCCGGUAUGCUCCGGAAGUUGCUAGUCGACCUGAGCGGCUGGAGAAGGAUCUUACCAAUGCCCGAACGCUUGCUCAAAAACUGGAGCGAGAAGCAUCUGAGCUUCGGGCGUGGAAACGUCCUGUUAAGGACGAUGAAGAUGCACCCAUGGAAGCUGAGGAUGAGGAAGAACCCCGAGAACGGGGUUGUGACGCUGUCGAGGCUCGCAUUGAGAAAGUCAUGUCUGAGCUCGCGCAACAAGGGCUUGUCGACCCGAGCGAUCAGGCAGCAUAUGAAAGCAAAAAGACGGUCGUAUCGCUGGAUCUCUAUCUCGCGCUGCUGCGUGCUGCGUUCAACACGUGCUAUUACUGUGCUGUUGUGACCGACCAUUUGGAAGAGCUGCAGCGUAAAUGUAUCAAGCACGAACGAAAGCCCCUGUCCAAGUUGAUGAUGGACGAUAUCAAAACUGAAGGAGGAGUCAGGUCCAAGGAUAAGACCGACGAGACCAUGGACGAAGAUGAUAAGGAUGGUGUCAAGAGCGCACCCAAGGAUAAGGAUUGGAAGCGGACGGACGAACGAUGGAUCGAGUGGCUGGAUUCCAAAGUGGCGGUACUGAUUAACCCAGAAGCCGUCGAUCCCCGAAACUACGGUGGCAAAAACUUCGAUGACGAGCUCAGCAAAGCUGUUAAAGAGUAUGUCUCCCAAGAGGACGAAGGCAAGUACCGGUGCAAAACAUGCCAGAAGCUCUUCAAAGCCACGUCCUUCGUCGAGAAGCACGUUGCGAAUAAGCACCCUGAAUUGAUCAAAACUCUGGAUGAUAUUCCGUUCUUCAACAAUUUCGUCCUCGAUCCACAUCGUAUACAGCCUUUCAGUCAUCCGCCACCGGUCAGUGCCAUGGGUCCUAAUCAACUGGUGCCUCCUCAGGCCUACGGGCUGCAAGGCACUGGACCCGAGUUCAGGGACUACCGGGACCAGCAGCAAUAUGGCAAAAUGCAUCCUCAUGCCAACAACGGUCAUCAUCAUAACCACCGGCGGGACGAGGGACCCAAUAACCGCCGACUGACUGAUCGACUGGGGGGCUUCGCGGAACUACCCGCUAAACCUGCCGGCCUUGACCAAGCCUUAUCGAGCGGAAAUGGCAAUACACAGGCGCGGAGGAACACUCGUGGUCCGUCGAGUGGUACCGCAGGACCUCCGCCUCCGCCACCGCCGGAUGCAAAAGAGGAUCCUCGAGCUGCUGCUGGGCGCCGCGUCAGCUACCAUGACAUGGAUUUGGUCGCAGAGGGCGACGUUGAACUAUCUUACUAGUAGCCUAUCUCAAAACGCUUGUACACACACAUAAAGAUAGGGCAGUUGACUAUCCCCCCCAAGCUCACCACAUAUCUUGAGACUGUCUGUAAAAUCAGUACUACGCACGCCCCACGUGGAAAGCGGCAUAUCCAGCGAGGUCUCCACAAAUUUCAUUUUGGGUGGUGC